GCUGAAGAAGAAGAAGAGGAAGAAGGAGUUUCUUGUGGUCGUUGUCGUUGCUCGACGUACAGAAAAAUCUAGCGAAAAUUUAUAAAAUUGCAGUUAAAUUGAUCAAAUUAAAACAAACAAAUAUAAUACUAAUAGAAUUUAUUCCUUAAUUGACGUCGGAAAACGGUUAAGGAGCGGCGAGCAACGGAAAGAUUAAAAAUAGUUAGAGAAGGAUAAAAGCAGACGAAACUAAGAGCUGAUAACCUAACUAAGUUUAAGUGGAGGAGGUAUAGAGUGUGAAGCAGAAAAUCGAAAGACUGAAGGAAGCUGAUUUAAGCCAGGUGGAGGUGCGCUAAUUAACAGCGCUGUACCACAAUUGUAGAAGGAUAUUUUCAGGGAAGAGCCUACGCUUAGAACUUCUAUUUGCCUAAUUUUGGACUGUUUAUUUCUACAUAAUUCAAUCAAAUUCAUUCAACAACUUGCACUUGCCGCAAUUUAUAAAAUUGCAUCGUGUUAAUUCUUGAAAGGCAGAGAAUACGGAAACAAAAUGGAUGAUUUAAUGGUUGAAGUCAGGCUCGACAAUGGCGCCUAUUAUAAGGGCAUGGUGACAGCUGUAUGCGACGAUGGCGUUUUCGUGGAGGUUGAUGGCUGCCCCGAGGUACAAAAAUAUCCUUUCUCAAAUGUGCGUUUCCCGCCAGAAGAGAACGAGAAUCCGCCCACUUUUGAGGAAGGUAUGGAAGUGGAAGUGUUCACCCGUUCGACGGAGCGUGAAUCAUGUGGCUGGUGGAUUGCUUCCAUAAAAAUGAUUAAGGCUGACAUCUGCGCUGUUGCGUAUAUUGGCUUCGAAACACCGUACACCGAAAUCUGUGAAUUGAAGCGUUUACGCGUCAAAAAUCAAAAUCCGCCAUUGACGUCCAAGUCGUUCUAUCAGUUCUCGAUACCCGUACCAGAGGAAUUGCGACAGGAAGCGCAAAAGGAUGGUAUUCACAAGGAAUUUCAGCGUACAAUAGGUGCUGGCGUGUGUGUUUACAAUCGUGACUUGGAUAGUCUGAUUGUGAUUUCCAAAUGGGAAUACACUCAGAAACGUGCUAGCAUGCUGAAGGAUAUGCAUUUUCGCAAUUUGGCACAGAAGGUAAUGCUGCUAAAACGAACUGAGGAAGCUGCGCGCCAAUUGGAAUCCACUAAACUGCUUAAUCGUGGUUAUACCGAUGAAUUUCAAGUACGCGAAGAUUUGAUGGGCUUGGCCAUAGGUUCACACGGUGCCAAUAUACAAGCUGCUCGCCUCUUGGAGGGUGUUACAAAUAUCGAAUUAGAAGAGAAGUCGUGCACCUUCAAAAUUACCGGUGAAUCAGAGGAUGCUGUGCAGCGGGCACGCUCUAUGUUGGAGUAUGCCGAGGAAUUCUUCCAGGUUCCUAGAGAGUUGGUGGGCAAGGUAAUUGGCAAAAAUGGUCGAAUCAUACAGGAAAUCGUGGAUAAAAGUGGAGUAUUUCGAAUUAAGGCGUUGGGAUUCGCUCAGAUCGCAGGCGAUGACGAACAGGAUCAGAAUAUACCACGUGAGCAUGGUCAUGUACCGUUUGUGUUCAUCGGCACCGUUGAAAGUAUUUCGAACGCCAAAGUGUUGCUGGAAUAUCACUUAGGGCACUUGAAGGAGGUGGAGCUGCUGCGUCAGGAAAAAUUGGAGAUCGAUCAACAACUGCGAGCAAUACAAGAGUCCACAAUGGGAUCUAUGCAAAAUUUCCCCGUCACACGGCGAUCGGAAAGAGGGUACAGCAGUGACAUUGAGUCGGUGCGUUCGGGUCGUGGAGGACCGCGCGGGCGUGGUAGAGGACGAGGUGGUGGUAAUGGUGGCAAUCAGCGUUAUCAUCAAGGUCGUCGGGACGAUGAUGACUAUAAUUCCCGCGGUGAUCAUCGUUACAACGAUCGCAGCGCUGGCGGUGGUGGCGGCGGCUAUCGUGGCGGAAAUGAUCGACGAGGCGGUGGUGGUGGUAAGCAAAAUGGACGCAGAGAACAAAAUGGCAGGGAUCUAGGCAGAGAUCAUUACCACAAUCAUAAUGCGGAUAUGCGUGAGGACACGCGUGAAUUGAGUAGCGUUGAAAGAGCUGAAAGCAAUUCGUCAUACGAAGGCAGUUCAAGAAGACGCAGAAGGCAAAAGAACAAUAACGCUGCUCAUAACACGAAUGGUGGGGUUACCAAUAACAAAUCCCAACAAAACAAACAGCCACAAAACGCAGAUAACAACAAAAUCAACAGUGGAGGUGGUGGCGGAGGAGCUGGAAGCUCGUCGGAGCGAUCCAAACAACAGAGCGUGAACAGCAAAGAUGGCAGCAAUGUGGCAAUUAAGGGUAACCUUGAGAAACCACAACAGCAACAGCAGCAGCAAUUACAACAGCAGCAGCAGCAGCAGCAGCAGCAGUUACCACCGCAGCAACAGCCGCUGCAACAACAACAGCAGCAGCCACAACAGUCGCAGCAGCAACAGCAGCAGCCGCAUCAUCAACAACAGCAUCAGCAGUCGAAACCGAGACGCAACAACAAAAACAAUAGAAACAAUCAUGCGGACUCGCUGCAGCCACAGGAUAACAACAAGCGGGAGACACUUGUUAAUGGAACGUCCUAAUGGGCAGUAAAAAUGUCUGUGCAUACAAUAGCCUCAGCCGCGACUGCAACAACAACAGCGACAUCAGAAUAUGUAGUAAAAGCAACAACAACAAACGAUGAGGAAUUAGGAUGCAGCAUAACAACUUCGAAGCAUUAAAUGAAUUGAAUGAGUUGAAAAAACUAAAACACAAAAUAAUUAA
Messenger RNA from Rhagoletis pomonella (apple maggot), 2777 nucleotides. RefSeq names its product synaptic functional regulator FMR1 (gene Fmr1). Gene Ontology annotation, molecular function: protein homodimerization activity; translation regulator activity; mRNA 3'-UTR binding. The transcript is spliced from 13 exons. The coding region runs from base 527 to 2596 and encodes 689 amino acids. Gene Ontology annotation, biological process: negative regulation of translation; positive regulation of translation; regulation of mRNA stability. The record is from RefSeq and is a predicted model, not a curated record. Gene Ontology annotation, cellular component: dendritic spine; neuronal ribonucleoprotein granule; neuronal cell body. Lineage: Eukaryota; Metazoa; Arthropoda; Insecta; Diptera; Tephritidae.